Messenger RNA from Marmota flaviventris (yellow-bellied marmot), 505 nucleotides. It is a transcript of the gene Cav2, whose product is annotated as caveolin 2. Gene Ontology annotation, cellular component: perinuclear region of cytoplasm; cytoplasmic vesicle; sarcolemma. The record is from RefSeq and is a predicted model, not a curated record. Gene Ontology annotation, molecular function: protein kinase binding; molecular adaptor activity. Gene Ontology annotation, biological process: insulin receptor signaling pathway; cell differentiation; regulation of cytosolic calcium ion concentration. Lineage: Eukaryota; Metazoa; Chordata; Mammalia; Rodentia; Sciuridae.
CGCGCACCGAGCCACAAUGGGGCUGGAGACCGAGAAGGCGGACGUGCAGCUCUUCAUGGACGACGACGCCUACAGCCACCACAGCAGCGUCGACUACGCAGACCCCGAGAAGUUCGUAGACUCGGGCCAGGACCGGGAUCCCCACCGGCUUAAUUCCCAUCUCAAGCUAGGCUUUGAGGAUGUGAUCGCAGAGCCUGUGACUACGCACUCCUUCGACAAGGUGUGGAUCUGCAGCCAUGCCCUCUUUGAAAUCAGCAAAUACGUGAUCUACAAAUUCCUGACCGUGUUCCUGGCCAUCCCCUUGGCAUUUGCUGCGGGAAUUCUCUUUGCCACACUCAGCUGUCUGCACAUCUGGAUUAUAAUGCCUUUUGUAAAGACCUGCCUGAUGGUUCUACCUUCAGUGCAGACAAUAUGGAAGAGUGUGACAGAUGUUAUCAUUGCCCCAUUGUAUACAAGCAUUGGACGCUGCUUCUCUUCUGUCAAUUUGCAACUGAGCAAGGACUGA